UAAACCCCAAAAAAAAAAAAAAGAUAUUUUUUGCUAUAAAAUCCCACUUCACACUUCCUUCACAUCAACAAAACCUCUCUCUUUCACUUUCUCUCUAAAAACCAGAAAGAAAAAAAUGGAGGUUUCAUCGAGAAAGCCUUAUUUCAUCGAAGAAGAAGAAGAUGAUAAUUUGGCUUCUUCUUUAACAGAAAUGGAAGCUGGGUUUUCUGGUAACAAUAAUAAUCAUGGAAAUCCCCAAAACGGCGUCGUUUCAAGCCGUUUCUCUUACGUUAGAAUAAACAGUCUCAGGAACACUUGUAAUAAUUAUUACAAUCAAUACUCUGUUUCGUCUCCGAGAUCUGUUGUGUCUGGAAGAUUUCAUGAUUUCAGAUUCGAUAAUCAACAACCUCAUUUCUUGGAUUCGUGUUUCCUCUGUAAGAAACCUCUUGGUGACAACAGAGACAUCUUUAUGUACAGAGGAGACACACCGUUUUGCAGUGAAGAGUGUAGACAAGAACAGAUAGAGAGAGAUGAAGCAAAAGAGAAGAAACAGAAUUUGUCUUAUUCUGUGAAAUCAGCUAUGAGGAGGAAAGAACAAUCUUCCCCAACUAGAUCUCGUGAUUAUGCUUUUUACAAUGGAACUGUUGCUGCUGCUUAAAUUAUAUAAAUCCAGACUUUGGUUAUUACGUAAGUAUUAAUUAGGUUAAGAAAAAAAGAAAGAAAGAAUAAGCUAUAUUUUAUCUAACGCUAUGAAGCUGGUUUUGUUUUGGAUUCUCUCUCUCGAGAUCUUGAGAUCUUUUUAACUUUAGCUUCAAGUCUUGUGAAAAGAGGAAAGCUAAAGAUCCUUUAAUUUUCUUUUCUUUUUUUGUAAGAGGAAAAAGAGUUUCUUGACUUGAAAUUUUGGGAGUAUGAGAAGAGAAAAUGUAAAUGCCUAUGUGGAUUAUGUCCAUGGCAUGUUUGAGUAAAUUUUCUUGUUUUUUCUACUUCGGUAAAAUUGUCUUUCGAGGAAUAUACAGAUGUAAAAUCGAAUUAAUAUGUUGAAUGAACCAUGAGAAUAUAUACGAGAAAAAAAAAA
Molecule: messenger RNA, 1054 nt
Organism: Arabidopsis lyrata subsp. lyrata
Lineage: Eukaryota; Viridiplantae; Streptophyta; Magnoliopsida; Brassicales; Brassicaceae
Exons: 2
Coding region: 116-637 (173 amino acids)
Source: RefSeq, a predicted model, not a curated record